GUCCCCUUUGCCCUACCCGCCCCACAUUGGGGUCACCUGCGGUGAUGAGGAGUGUGUGUUCAGCCAGCAUUACAGGAGCUUGUCCUGGCUUCUUGUCACCAGGUGCCCCACAGUGGCCUCUCCUACAUAACCACAGUGUACCAGGCCUCCUUGGGCCUGCACAUAGUCUCCUUCCCUUGAGUUCCACAGAGGACAUCCCACCCCCACCCUGAAGUGCUCCCUCAGCUGGGAGGAUUCUGCCUGCCCCAGUCCCAAGCCCUAUUUAGUCCCUCUUCCUUGCCAUUCUUAACCUAGCAGAUUGUCAUCCUCAUGUCCCCUGGGACUUGGGAUGUUGUCCUUCUAUGACCCUUAUCACUUAGCUACUUCCAUGUGGGGUCAUCUCCUGACAUCAAGGGUAGGUCUCCCUGAGCCCCAUACCAGGCAUACCCUUCCUCUCCCCCUCUGACCCUGCUCUGCCUGGGGCCCCAUGGGGAGCUCUUUGGCCCCAAGGGAGUGGGUCUUGGGUUUGACAGCAGGCCAAGACAUUGAAGGCAUCCUUCCUGGGCUCUUCAGUGCUUCCUCCCCUCCCAGAGGUGGAAGAGCCCUGCAACUCCCGCUGGCCAAUGAUGGUGGCAGCCGCUCGCCGUCCUCAGAGAGCUCCCCGCAGCACCCCACACCCCCCGCCAGGCCCCGCAACAUACUGGGACUCCCACCUCCCUUCUUCACACCCCGAAGCAUGGAGAGCAUUGAAAUUGACCAGAAGCUGCAGGAGAUCAUGAAACAAACCGGCUACCUGACCAUCGGGGGCCAGGUACCAGCAUGGGGGCAGGCCAGUGGUGGGGGCAGGCUGGCUCGGGCACCUUGGUGCGCAGGAGCAGAGGCCCGGUGGACCCUACAGCCCUCACUCUUUUGGCAGCGCUACCAGGCGGAGAUCAACGACCUGGAGAACCUGGGCGAGAUGGGCAGCGGCACGUGCGGCCAGGUGUGGAAGAUGUGCUUUCGGAAGACGGGCCACAUCAUCGCUGUCAAACAAAUGCGCCGCUCGGGGAACAAGGAGGAGAACAAGCGCAUCCUGAUGGACCUGGACGUGGUGCUCAAGAGCCACGACUGCCCCUACAUCGUGCAGUGCUUUGGGACCUUCAUCACCAAUACGGACGUCUUCAUCGCCAUGGAGCUCAUGGGCACGUGCGCCGAGAAGCUCAAGAAGCGGAUGCAGGACCCGAUCCCGGAGCGCAUCCUGGGCAAGAUGACGGUGGCGAUCGUGAAGGCGCUCUUCUACCUGAAGGAGAAGCACGGCGUCAUCCACCGCGACGUCAAGCCCUCCAACAUCCUGCUGGACGAGCGCGGCCAGAUCAAGCUGUGCGACUUUGGCAUUAGCGGCCGCCUGGUGGACUCCAAGGCCAAGACGCGCAGUGCCGGCUGUGCCGCCUAUAUGGCGCCCGAGCGCAUCGACCCCCCAGACCCCACAAAGCCAGACUACGACAUCCGGGCCGAUGUGUGGAGUCUAGGCAUCUCGCUGGUGGAGCUGGCCACGGGACAGUUCCCCUACAAGAACUGCAAGACAGACUUUGAGGUCCUCACCAAGGUCCUCCAGGAGGAGCCCCCCCUCCUGCCUGGACACAUGGACUUCUCGGGGGACUUCCAGUCCUUCGUCAAAGACUGCCUUACUAAAGAUCACAGGAAGAGACCAAAGUAUAAUAAGCUACUUGAACACAGUUUCAUCAAGCGCUACGAGACGCUGGAGGUGGAUGUGGCAUCCUGGUUCAAGGACGUCAUGGCCAAGACCGAGUCACCCCGGACUAGCGGGGUCCUGAGCCAGAACCCCCUACCUUUCUUCAGGUAGCUGCGUGGAGGCGGCCAGCCCUGCCAUGGCCUGAGGGCAUAGCCACAGCCCCCCUCCCCCACCUGGCCACCUAGCUGCCCGCCAGGGGCCACUUGAGCCCUGGAGGCCACCGAGGGCUGAGGACAAAAAGUAGGGGGCACCAACCCACCCCUGACUCCUUGCCUGGCAGCUGUGGGCAGGUGGCCCCCCAGGCCCCGGAGCCAGCCAGCCAGCCAAGUGCGUCCCCGACAGACACUGUGAACUGAAGGAGGUGGCCUGCCCAGACUCGCUAUUUAUUCAGUUGUGACCUCUGGGCUGGGGCGGCCCCAGUGCCGCUGUCCCCUCGCCUUGUCCAGCGCACCCGUUGCCAUCUCCCCUGCCUGCCAGUCUCCAGGUGGCUCUCUCCCCCGUCUCCCUCCCAG
Messenger RNA from Echinops telfairi (small Madagascar hedgehog), 2223 nucleotides. It is a transcript of the gene MAP2K7, whose product is annotated as mitogen-activated protein kinase kinase 7. Lineage: Eukaryota; Metazoa; Chordata; Mammalia; Afrosoricida; Tenrecidae. Gene Ontology annotation, biological process: protein phosphorylation. The transcript has 10 exons. The record is from RefSeq and is a predicted model, not a curated record. Bases 467 to 1822 code for a protein of 451 amino acids. Gene Ontology annotation, molecular function: protein kinase activity; ATP binding.